AUGGAUACAAAUUGGGAUGAUGAUCAUGAUCUGGUGUCAAGAAGGCAAAGCAGUACUCUUAAACCUAUUCGAACUGAUCUUAAAGAAGAAGAUGCAGCAGCAGCGGCAAGGAUGGGGGCUGCUAAUAUCGAAGAACUGGCGCCGUUGAGUCCAAUGGCUCGCCUAUUUCAUGAACCUGAUUGCAACCUUUAUAUCAUUACCAUCAUUGGCUGGAAGACUCAAAUCAACAUCCACGCCUUCAAAGCCAACCUGCUCUGCAAUCUCCUCCACCACCCUCGUUUCUCCAGUUUGCAGGUUUUGGACGAGAAAAAAGGCAAGGAGAUGAAAUGGCUCCCAACGAAGGUGGACAUAGAAAACCAUGUUAUAGUCCCACAACUAAAACCAAACAUGGAGUCACCAGACCAGUUUGUUGAAGAAUACAUAAGUAACCUCAGCGCGACCACCGUCGACAUGUCCAAACCCUUGUGGGAUCUCCACAUCCUCAACGUGAAAACCUCCAAUGCCGAGGCCGUCAGCGUCUUCAGGUUCCACCACUCCCUCGGCGACGGCACAUCUCUCAUUUCCCUUCUGCUUGCUUGCACCCGCAAAACCUCUGAUCCUCAGGCACUGCCCUCAAUUCCAUUAACCACAAGCAGACCAAGUUCAUCAUCGACCAUGUCUUUCCAAUAUUUGUGGUCAUUUCUAUGGUUGGCUUGGAAUACCAUUACGGGGAUCUUUAUGUUUUUGCUAACUUUGUUAUUUCUGACGGACACAAAAACACCUCUGAGUCUGACCAAAGCUUCAUCAACCACUCGCCGACGAAUCAUUCACCGCACGUUUAGCCUUGAUGAUGUCAAGUUGGUGAAGAAGGCCACAAACACUACCAUCAACAACGUAAUGCUGGGAGUUACACAGGCUGGUUUAUCUCGGUAUCUCAACAGGAAAUAUGGUAAUAAAGCUUACUUUCACUGCAUGGUGCACUCUUGCAAUCUUCCAGAGAAAAUUCGCCUAAGAGCAACCCAUUUCAUUAAUGUAAGACCAAAAACAGGAAUCCAUGAAUUAGCGGAGAUGAUGAAGAAGGGAAGCAAGGCAAGGUGGGGGAACUCGAUUGGGUAUGUGCUGCUCCCUUUAACUAUAGCAUUACGAGAUGACCCACUUGAUUAUGUUCGUGGAGCUAAGGUGGCUAUGGACAGAAAGAAAGCUUCUUUUGAAGCUACUUGCGUUUCUCACAUGGCUAAAUUGAUCCCCAAGUUAUUUGGCUUUAAGGCUGCAAGCAUUCUGUCCUAUAGAGUUCCCUCUCGCACUACGCUGUGGUUCUCAAAUGUGGUUGGGCCACAAGAGGAAAUUGGCUUCAUUGGCUGUCCCAUAGCCUACAUUGCACCCAGCUGCUUUGGUCAACCAAGUGCAUUGAUGAUACACGUUGUUAGUUAUAUGGACAAGAUAACAGUUGUCAUGUCAGCAGACGAAGACACAAUUCCUAAUCCUCAGGAGCUGUGUGAUGAUCUUGAGGAAUCCUUCAACCUCAUCAGAGCAACUGCAUGCCAUAUGUAG
Molecule: messenger RNA, 1530 nt
Organism: Malania oleifera
Lineage: Eukaryota; Viridiplantae; Streptophyta; Magnoliopsida; Santalales; Ximeniaceae
Product: wax ester synthase/diacylglycerol acyltransferase 11-like
Exons: 7
Coding region: 1-1530 (509 amino acids)
Biological process (GO): triglyceride biosynthetic process
Cellular component (GO): plasma membrane
Molecular function (GO): long-chain-alcohol O-fatty-acyltransferase activity; diacylglycerol O-acyltransferase activity
Source: RefSeq, a predicted model, not a curated record